Messenger RNA from Ailuropoda melanoleuca (giant panda), 1451 nucleotides. RefSeq names its product pepsin A. Gene Ontology annotation, biological process: proteolysis. Gene Ontology annotation, molecular function: aspartic-type endopeptidase activity. The record is from RefSeq and is a predicted model, not a curated record. Bases 128 to 1285 code for a protein of 385 amino acids. NCBI's taxonomy places the organism in Eukaryota, Metazoa, Chordata, Mammalia, Carnivora, Ursidae. The transcript has 9 exons.
GGUGACAUUUGGAGGCUGAUAAGGCGGAUCCCCAAGCCCUUGGACUGUAUAUAAGGAACAGCUCUUGCUUGCUGCUGUACACUUCCCAGCCUUCCACCCUUCUCUAGAGACCAGACCGAGAAGAACCAUGAAGUGGCUUCUGCUGAUCAGCUUGGUGGCGCUCUCCGAGUGCUUGAUCAUCAAGGUUCCCCUGGUCAAGAAGAAGUCCUUGAGAAAGAACCUGAAGGAGCAUGGGCUCCUAAAGGAUUUCCUGAAAAAUCACAGCCCCAACCCAGCCAGCAAGUACUUUCCCCAGGAGGCCGCCGUGAUGGCCACGCAGCCCCUGGAGAACUACAUGGACAUGGAGUACUUCGGCACCAUUGGCAUCGGCACCCCCCCUCAGGAGUUCACCGUCAUCUUCGACACUGGCUCCUCCAACCUGUGGGUGCCGUCCGUCUACUGCUCCAGUCCCGCCUGCUCCAACCACAACCGCUUCAACCCUCAGCAGUCCUCCACCUACGAGGGCACCAGCCAGACAGUCUCCAUCGCCUAUGGCACCGGCAGCAUGACAGGCAUCCUGGGCUAUGACACUGUCCAGGUUGGAGGCAUUUCAGACACCAACCAGAUCUUCGGCCUGAGCGAGACUGAGCCCGGCUCCUUCCUGUACUACGCUCCCUUCGACGGCAUCCUGGGUCUGGCCUACCCCCAGAUUUCAUCUUCCGGGGCUACUCCUGUCUUUGAUAACAUGUGGAACCAGGGGCUGGUUUCCCAGGACCUCUUCUCUGUCUACCUAAGCAGCGAUGACCAGAGUGGCAGCGUGGUGAUGUUUGGUGGCAUUGAUUCUUCUUACUUCACUGGAAACCUGAACUGGGUGCCUGUUUCUGUCGAGGGUUACUGGCAGAUCACCAUGGACAGCGUCACCAUCAACGGACAGGCCAUCGCUUGUAGUCAGGGCUGCCAGGCCAUUGUCGACACAGGCACCUCUCUGCUGGCUGGCCCAACCAACUCCAUUGCCAACAUCCAGAGCUACAUCGGAGCCAGCGAGGACUCGAAUGGCGAGAUGACGAUCAGCUGCUCAGCCAUCAACGACCUGCCCGACAUCGUCUUCACCAUCAACGGCAUCCAGUACCCUCUGCCUCCCAGUGCCUAUAUCCUGCAGAACCAGGACUGUGUCAGCGGCUUCCAGGGCAUGAACCUCCCCACCGCCUCCGGAGAACUCUGGAUCCUGGGUGACAUCUUCAUCCGCCAAUACUUCGCUGUCUUCGACAGGGCCAACAACCAGGUCGGCCUGGCCCCCGUGGCCUGAGCCGGCGUCUCUCCCGCCGCGUCCCAGGAAGACCUAGCCUUAGUCGCCCGCUCUAGAUGUCCAUAAUUCUCCUGGUUGUUCUUCCUAUGGGACUGUGGAGGUGGAAGCUUGGUCCCCUCCCCUGUCACACCAAUAACGUAGAAUAAAAACCUGCCCUCCUGAAAAA